Gongylonema pulchrum is the source of this 177-nucleotide messenger RNA. The record is from the annotation of a GenBank genome assembly. Lineage: Eukaryota; Metazoa; Nematoda; Chromadorea; Rhabditida; Gongylonematidae.
AUGGUAGUGCCAACAAUUCCACUGGUUGAGCAGCAGUGUACAAUGUUGAAUCGAUUUCUGCGUAAAGUGUUCUGGGUGGAAGGUAUGAGUGGCAGUGAUAUUGUGGACGAUAACGGACGUGCACCAUACGUUCUUGCAAGCCAUGUUACAGUAUUUACACCACAAGUUCUCAUGUAA